AUGGACCUCUUGGCCUGGCGCCGAGCAGCCUUCGGGGACUCAGGCCCCGGUGAUUGGACGGCAGUGGCCAAGUACUUCGGCUUGGCAGAAGACAGGCCGCGGGGCAGCUAUCGGGGUGUGAUUCGCCUCUGGUGGCGUGACUUGGUCCUUUUCCUUGUCGUGGAUGCCACGUCUCCGCUGCUGGACGCCGUCGAGCGAGUUCACAGCCGCUUUGGAGGCAAGCAAACAUUUCCCAGACUGACAGCGCAGCACUUCCGCGUACAUGGGGCGGACCCGUCGCUCCCACCACACCGGCCCAUUCCGCCUGGAGCCGAUGUUGGACCAGCACCGCUAGGCGAGAGUUGCGCGCGGCACUGCGAAAACCAAGGUCAGGUCUGCGUGGACGCCGACUUGUCCGCCAGGGCCUCGUUCUUGUGCGGUUGCAUCCAGUUUGCUCAGGCAGUCGCGCAGUGCGCCGCUGGCCAAGCGGCAGUGGCCCAAGAUGAAUGGAGUCCGGAAGCGGCCAUGCCCUGCAUCGGCAUCCAUGUGCUCCUCCUCAGUGGCCGGAAGGCCUCCCUCGGAGUGGAUCCGAGUCAGACUGUGCGCUGUUUGGCUGAGCAGGCCCAGUGUGAGCUUGGGGUUGGAAUCCGAGCUCUCUGCAAGCCCGGCGGAGACGUGCUGAACGGGUCCAGCACCAUCGCAGAGGCUGGCUUGGAAGAUGGCGAGGCCUUGACAGGGGUCGUGCGCUCCGCGACGCUCAUCACCUCGCCACUUUCGAGCAGCAUGGUUUGUGUCCGCGCCGAUGGGGCUGCAGUGAGGUGGGGAAAGACGAGCCUCGUCAAGGUGGGGGGUUUUGCCGAGAGUUGGGCGGCGAUGCUGCCGCAACUGGGAGAUGCGAAGCAGAUCUGCCUCUCCUCUGCUGCUGCUGCCGCCGUCUUGGCCGAUGGGAGGGUGGCAGCUUGGGGGAGCUCGUUUCAAGGAGGUGUCCUGCAAGGGAAGGCGCUGAACCUCGGGUCUGUGUUGCACCUCACAUGCAACACUGGUGCCUUUGCAGCUCUCCGGACCGACGGCACCGUGGUGGCAUGGGGCAUGCCCACAGCCGGGGGGGACGCUCGCGCCGUUGGCCACAUGCUCACAGAAGUGAGGGAUGUGGUCGCCUGCGAUGGGGCCUUUGCUGCCCUGCGGCGCGAUGGCGAGGUGGUGGUGUGGGGGGAGCUGGCACAUGCGGCCGAGAGGCUGCGCCAUCAGCUACGUGACGUUACACGGGUCUUCUCUGGACUCCGCGCCUUCACUGCAUUGCGGCGCGAUGGGUCGGCUGUCUCCUUUGGCAUGGACGAGGAAGGUGAAGAUUGCUUCUGGGCCCUUGAGGCUCAGGGCAUGGACGUGAAGCACGUCGUUUCAAAUGCCUCCGCCUUCGCGGCUCUGUACAGCGAUGGGCGAGUCGUAACCUGGGGCAACAGUGCCAAAGGCGGUGACAGCAGCAAAGUGGAGAAGAAACUCUGCGAGGUCACGGACAUUGUCGCCACAGAGUAUGCCUUUUGUGCAUUGCGCGCAGAUGGCACGGUGGUCACUUGGGGUUGGGAUUCUGCCUCUGCCUCGGACAGUACUGCUGUGCAGCCCUCUCUGAUCGGAGUAUACCGCUUGGCUUCGACUCUUACAUCCUUUGCCGCUUUGAGAAAGGAUGGGCGUGUGGUAACCUGGGGAAGCGCAGACUCUGGGGGUGACAGCUCCUCGGUGAAGGAUCAGCUGUUCGACGUGCAAGAGAUUGCUGGCGGUGGCCUUGCUUUUGCCGCGCUGCGGAGCGAUGGAACGGUCAUCACGUGGGGAGAGCCCGACCAUGGUGGCGACAGCAGCCGUGUCAGGAAGCAGCUACGAGCUGUACAUGAGUGCGUGCCGAAAUGA
This is a messenger RNA of Symbiodinium natans, 1881 nucleotides long. The record is from the annotation of a GenBank genome assembly. Lineage: Eukaryota; Dinophyceae; Suessiales; Symbiodiniaceae.